Messenger RNA from Schistocerca nitens (vagrant locust), 1465 nucleotides. RefSeq names its product LIM/homeobox protein Lhx9. The transcript is spliced from 4 exons. Bases 458 to 1465 code for a protein of 335 amino acids. NCBI's taxonomy places the organism in Eukaryota, Metazoa, Arthropoda, Insecta, Orthoptera, Acrididae. The record is from RefSeq and is a predicted model, not a curated record.
GCGACCGCCGUGCGAGACGCAGCAGCGUAACCGCGUCAGCGCCGCGCGUGCCCCGGCCGACAACUGAGCGUCGCAUGUUUGAUGCACGUGCGCGGUACACGUUCCUCCGCCGAGCGCUGCUAUCGCCUCUGCGUGUGCUGUGUGACUGUGCGUCCUCGCCUGUAUUCUAUCGCAAUUCUACACUGCUGUCAUGAGGAGGUGUCAACGACAACGCUCCGAAACGUCGUCGACAUGGGCGGCUGCUGAAAAGUGCACGCGUCCCCGCUCCUCGCUCACACUCUUCGUGUCGACGCAUGAAUCCCUAGUGUGAAAGUUACUCAAUGAGGAAUGAGCGCGGCUGCCCCGAAAUGGGAGUAACUGCGCUUAGGCUGUGAAACGAGAAGAAACGAGCAUCUACCCUUCUGGAGAACUGUGCGCGGCAGCAGCCCCGCACACCGGCAAGCUGGCCACGGCAGCCAUGAACCCGCAUUACCACGCUUACACGGAGCUGGCGAGUCCGCACUCGCCGCCUCCGGACAAUAGCUCCUACCACCCGCACCACCACCACCACCAUCACCACCACCACACGCACCCGCCGCACCCUGCGGCUGGGCCCGGGGGUGGGCCUCCCGGAGGCGGCGGCGGGGGCGGUGGCCCGGGAGGCCCCGUCAGCAACGGCCACGUGCUGGGCGCGGGCGGCCCGGGACCGGGGGACCACCACGGUGGCGGCGGGGGCGGACCCGGCGGGCCCGGCGGCGGCCCGCAGCAGAUGCACCCGCACCACCAGCACCACCUCAACAACGCCAACAACAACAAUAACAACAGCGGCAACGCCAACAACAACAACCCCGCGGCGACGACGGUGGGCGGCGGCGGGCCCGGUGGCGGUCCCGCCAGCAGCGCGGGGCCCAACCCCAACAACAACGGCGGGCCCGCCAACAACAACAACAACAACAACUGCACGGGCGGCACGGUGAAGGUGUGCGCCGGCUGCGGCGGCAAGAUCGUGGAGCGCUUCCUGCUGCACGCGCUCGACCGCUACUGGCACAACGGCUGCCUCAAGUGCUCCUGCUGCGGCGCCAUGCUCGCAGACAUCGGCGGCUCCUGCUUCACCAAGGCCAACAUGAUCCUCUGCAAGACAGACUACAUCAGGCUGUUCGGCAGCAGCGGGGCGUGCUCGGCGUGCGGCCAGACGAUCCCCGCGUCGGAGUUCGUGAUGCGCGCCGGGCCGCAGCACCACGUGUUCCACCUCAAGUGCUUCGCGUGCUCCAAGUGCGGCGGGCAGCUGGUGCCCGGGGACCGCUACUGCCUGCUGGCCGGCAGCCUGGUGUGCGAGCAGGACUGGCACAAGCUGCUCAAGGGCUCGGCGGUGGCGUCGGCGGCGGCGGCUGCGGCGGCGGCGGCGGCGGCGGCGGCAGGUGCGGGAGCGGCAGGCGCGCCAGCGCGCAAGGGCAAGGUCGGCAGGCCGAGGCGCAGCCGGGACUGA